CCCGCCCGCGCUCCUGUACCCACGGCCCCGGCCGCCGCCGCUCCUUCCCGGGCCGGCGGGCGGCGAGCUCGGCGCAGCGGGGCGGCAUGGCUGUGUCCUGGAGGAGCUGGCUGGACAACGAAGGGGUUAAACACCUCUGCCUGCUGAUCUGGCUGGCCCUGAACGUCCUGCUUUUCUGGAAAACCUUCCUGCAGUAUAACCAAGGGCCAGAGUACCACUACCUCCACCAGAUGUUGGGGCUAGGAUUGUGUCUAAGCAGAGCCUCCGCAUCUGUUCUAAACCUCAACUGCAGCCUCAUCCUGUUACCCAUGUGCCGGACACUCCUUGCUUACCUUCGAGGAUCCCAGAAGGUUCCAAGCAGGAGAACCAGAAGAUUGUUGGAUAAAAGCAGAACAUUCCAUAUCAUCUGUGGUGUUACCAUCUGUAUUUUCUCAGGUGUGCAUGUGGCUGCCCACCUGGUGAAUGUCCUCAGUUUCUCAGAGAACUACCGUGAGGAUUUCCUUGAACUGAAUGUAGCAAGAUAUCGAGAUGAGGAUCCUAGAAAACUUCUCUUCACAAGUGUUCCUGGCCUGACAGGCGUCUUUAUGGUAUUGGUGCUGUUCCUGAUGAUUACAGCUUCUACAUAUGCUAUCCGAGUUUCUAAUUAUGACAUCUUCUGGUACACUCAUAAUCUCUUCUUUGUCUUCUACAUGCUGCUGAUGUUGCAUGUUUCAGGAGGGUUGUUGAAGUAUCAAACCAAUAUAGAUACGCACCCUCCAGGCUGCAUCAAUCUUAAUGGAACCCGGUACCGGAAUACUCACUUACCUGAAAAUCUCUCAGAACAUUUUCAUGAAUCUUUUCCUGGAGGGUUUUCAAAACCAGAUGAGGUUACCCGGAACACAUCUUUGAAGAUUUGUCAGGAAGAGCCCAGGUUUCAAGCUAACUUUCCACAGACUUGGCUUUGGAUUUCUGGACCUUUGUGCCUAUAUUGUGCUGAAAGGCUUUACAGGUGCAUCCGGAGUCAUAAGCCAGUCACCAUCAUCUCCGUUAUCAGUCACCCUUCAGAUGUUAUGGAAAUUCGAAUGGCCAAAGAAAAUUUUAAAGCAAGACCUGGCCAGUAUAUCACUCUACAUUGCCCCAGUGUGUCUGCAUUAGAAAAUCACCCAUUUACCCUCACAAUGUGUCCUACUGAAACCAAGGCAACAUUCGGGGUUCACCUUAAAAUAGUAGGAGACUGGACAGAACGAUUUCGAGAUUUACUACUCCCUUCAUCUAGUCAAGACUCUGAGAUUCUGCCCUUCAUUCAGUCUAGAAAAUAUCCCAAGCUAUAUAUUGAUGGUCCAUUUGGAAGUCCAUUUGAGGAAUCAUUGAACUAUGAGGUUAGCCUCUGCGUGGCUGGAGGCAUUGGAGUAACUCCAUUUGCGUCAAUACUCAACACCUUGCUGGAUGACUGGAAACCCUACAAGCUUAGGAGACUGUAUUUUAUUUGGGUGUGCAGAGAUAUCCAGUCCUUCCGUUGGUUUGCAGACUUACUCUGUGUGUUGCAUAAUAAGCUUUGGCAAGAGAACAGACCUGACUAUGUCAACAUCCAGCUGUACCUCAGUCAAACAGAUGGGAUGCAGAAAAUAAUUGGAGAAAAAUACCAUGCGCUGAAUUCAAGACUUUAUAUUGGACGUCCUCAGUGGAAACUACUAUUUGAUGAAAUAGCAAAAUGUAACAGAGGGAAAACAGUCGGUGUGUUUUGCUGUGGACCCCGAUCAAUUUCUAAGACUCUUCGUAAACUGAGUAACCGAAACAACUCGUAUGGGACAAGAUUUGAAUACAAUAAAGAAUCCUUCAGCUGAAAACCUGGAAUUUAAAGAAGGAAUGAGUGCAAUUGCUAACACUUAGAAAUUCAAACAGCUAUCCUCUGCCAAAGAGUAGCAAGGCUUUCUUAUUUAUGAUUAUUUAAAAUGGAAAUGCAGAGAAUGAGGCAAGAUGACAGGUCACAGUACACCAAAGAGGCUCUGAAGAAUAUCUGAUGUGAUGAUUCACUUUUCAAGUGAGUUAAAACUAUCAGAUGCCCACUGUUGAUUUUUAUGACCGAUUCAAGAGCUCCCUAGUGAGGAGCUACACUUUCUCACUGUGCGGCUGAUAGCCUUGGUCCUCUUUAAAUUGUUUUUGGUUGAACAAAUGGAAGAUUGAACAAAAUUUAAAAAUUCAUUGAAACUCAGAUUACAUUUUUCACCUAAGAAUAACAGAGUGGCUUUGAUUUAGAAAAGCUCCAUGCAAAUAUAUUAGAUGUUUGAAGAUUUAGCAUAAGACUAUUGAUACGGGUACUUUGUGUCAAUAUCUAAUUUUCCUCACUACUGAGCUAAUAACUCUACUUGAUGUCUUUAGACUGUAUGCUGAAUGAAUCUUUUACAGAUGUUGUAUCUAUUUUUAUAUCUCCCCCCUCUGUCUAGGGAAAUCUUCCCUCCCUUGGCAGGCAUUAGGCAUAAUUAUUUAAUCAGUCAUAUUAUCCUCAAUUUAUUUAAUCACUGUUGCAUAGUAAUGAGGAAAUAUUAUUACUAUAAGUUAUAAAGGGAUAUAGAUCUAAUAAGUUUUUUUUCCCUUUUCAGCAUUGUGAUCUCUAUUAUUUUUAUUUACUUUUCCCCCAGCAUAGUUUGUCUUAGUUUUCAAUCUCUUUUUAAAAGUACAUUUUUAUUGAUUUUUAGAGAAAGAGGGAUAGAGAGAUAGAAACAUUGAUGAGAGAGGAACAUCAUCAUUGAUUGGCUGCCUCCUGCAUGCCCCCUACUGGGGAUGGAGCCUGCAACCUGGGCGUGUGUCCUAACCUGGAAUUAAACUGGCGACCUCUUGGUUCCUGGGCUGAGCCACACCCACCAGGCUUCAGCCUCUUAAGGUACUUUGUUUAUUUGCACUUUGAGACCAAAGGGCAUCAUGUCUGUCAGUGGUCAUUGAGAUAGAUACAAGAUCUCUCUUUUGGCAUACAUUGGUUAUGUUGAAGAUAUUGAAAGUGUAGUCACAUCCCUAAUAGGAAAUCUGGAUUUUACUUCCUACACAAGAUAAAAUAUUUCAUUAGUUACUCAAAUUCAAGUUCAGAAUCAAGCAAUAUUAUUGCUGCACCACCUAGUAUUCUGGGUCUCAAUAGGGAAUUAUUGAGUUCUAAGUCACUGUUAGGCUUACUCUGUGUGAUCCUAUCAGUUCAUGUUCCCUGGCCAUUAUACUGGCUCACAGGAAGAGUCACUUCACUACCUUAAGAAUUAAGGCAUUUUUACAGUUCAGUGAUUUUGUUUUGUCGUCCUUUAUCAGUUGCUAUCAAAUAUAGCACAUUGCUGAAAUCAGCAGCAUAACUUCUCUUGCCUUCAUUAAAAUUUUGCAUAAUAUAAGUUGA
Molecule: messenger RNA, 3352 nt
Organism: Myotis myotis
Lineage: Eukaryota; Metazoa; Chordata; Mammalia; Chiroptera; Vespertilionidae
Gene: NOX4
Product: NADPH oxidase 4
Exons: 18
Coding region: 87-1823 (578 amino acids)
Biological process (GO): superoxide anion generation; defense response
Cellular component (GO): plasma membrane; NADPH oxidase complex
Molecular function (GO): superoxide-generating NAD(P)H oxidase activity
Source: RefSeq, a predicted model, not a curated record